This is a messenger RNA of Myiozetetes cayanensis, 4909 nucleotides long. RefSeq names its product stabilizer of axonemal microtubules 2 (gene SAXO2). The transcript is spliced from 4 exons. Gene Ontology annotation, molecular function: microtubule binding. NCBI's taxonomy places the organism in Eukaryota, Metazoa, Chordata, Aves, Passeriformes, Tyrannidae. The record is from RefSeq and is a predicted model, not a curated record. The coding region runs from base 331 to 1731 and encodes 466 amino acids. Gene Ontology annotation, cellular component: cytoskeleton; centriole; axonemal microtubule. Gene Ontology annotation, biological process: microtubule anchoring.
CGCCCGGGAGCCGCACAAACCUCACGGGUCACCCUCCGGCCGCGGUCCGCCCUCCCAGCGGGCACCGCCGCGCUGCCCCCGCGGCUGCCCCGGGAGAGCGGCACAGCCCUGCCCGGGGUGAGGGCCGGGGAAAGAGGGGAGCCAGCCCUGCUGCCCCCGCGCCCGUCCCGGAGCGGGGAACACGAACCUUCCCUCACUCGGGCGCCGCUCCCGGAACCCGUCCCGGCGCCGCCGCCGCUCCCGAUCCCGCCCCGUGACGCGGGACGGAAGCCGGGCCGGGCCCGCGGCGCCGCCGUUGCCCUGGUUACCGGCCGGGCGGCCGCAGCGGGGAUGGGCCCGCCGCGCUGCCUGUGCGAGAUCUGCUCCUGCGGGCGCCAUCGCUGCUGCCACAAACGCACAAAGAUUUACGACGAUGGGCUGCCACCGAGCCACAGAACCGAGUAUGUGGACAAAUACCCCGGCUAUGGCAACAUCUGCCCUCCCAGCAGCUGUAAGCCCAAACCCGAGUUCCAACAGCACCGCGGCAAAAUGGAUGGAACCUCGAUAUUUAAAACUGAUUAUUUACCAUAUGAAGUUGUGAAGAGACCUUUUCGGGCACCAGCAGAAUACAGACCAAAGUCGGGAAAGAUUGACCUGGGGACCAUAUACCAGAGAGAUUAUAACCCUCAUAAAGUAGGACCAGUGACACUGGCAAGACCCAGAGAGAGAAAACACACGACAGAUGCAAAAUUGGAUACCAUACCGACCUACCGAGAUGACUAUAGGUUAUGGGAAGCUCAGCGAACGGAAUCUUGUAAGGUGGAGCGCACAUACGAGCCACCUACAGAGAGGUUUGGAAAUCCUUCUACCUUUCAAGAUGACUAUAUUCCCAGGGAACCCAAUCCCCCAGAAAGUUUUAAACCUUCUGCAGCCAAGCUGCCAGAUGGGCCUUUCGACGGGAACACCAUCCAUCGCACCGCUUAUGUUGUUCAUGAGAUGGAACCACCGUUCGUAAGACCAAAAGAAGAGUACAAGCCAUGCGACCAACCCUUUGAGGAUCUCACAACCCACCAGAGAGACUUCAAAGGGAUACCUGGGCAACAGGCAAAAAGCUGCAGGCCUGAACACAGAAAAGUUGGAUCCGAUGCUCCUUUUAAUGGAACCACUGAAUUCCAGGAUCGUUACCAGCCAUAUCUGGUUUCCUUGCCUGAGUUCCGCAAACCCAGAGAGUACGUUCCACCCACAGACAAGAUGGAUCUCAACUCCACCAACCGCCUUGAUUACAUUUCACAUGAGAUUUCUCCUGCUGCCCCCAUAAGACCACCUCAUGGAAGACGAAUCAGUGCCCCUUUUCAAGGGAACACUACUACAAGAGAAGACUACAAACCUUGGAGCAUCUGUCCACGAGGCCUUAUUAAGAAAGAUCAAGAAAUUCAAAAACCCACGGGAAAAUUUGCUGAUUUAACUACAUUCAGAUCUCACUACAUACCACAUCAGGGCACUCCAGCUCAGAGCUGCAAACCUGUACAUGUUGUAGGUCUUAACCCAGUUCCUUUUCAAGAUGAAACGAUGUAUCGCAUAGAGUAUACUCCAAAGAAAAAAGAGAUCUGCCCAGCACAUCAUCCAUCUAACCUGGGUUACGUCUACAUAAACACAGAUUCUCAGGGUCACCAGUUCUUCCGCCGGCUGAGUCCACAACCCUCCGAGUCAAACUGUAAUCCCAUUCCAAGCGAAGUAGCUGUUGUGACAUAAUACCGAAGUGCAGUAUUUCAAGCACCCCGGUGAAAAAAUUGGAAUCCAACUUGUUCAUUUUUUCUUUAAAUAACACCAAAAGCAAAUUAAAUAACGCAAAUUUUGCUUUUAGAAGUUUGAAGAAAACCAAAGCAAAACCAGAAGUUUAUUACAAGACCAAUAAAGAUUUGCCAAAUGCUCUAGGAAUACUACACCUUACAUGGUAUCUGUCCUUUUUUUGAUUGUACAUUCCGAUUUUCUUGACUUCCCGGAUUUCAUUAUGCUCCAUCUCAAGCAUAUGUAUUGCACAUUUAAUUCUUCCAGAUUUUCUGUAACCAAAUGAUUGCAUUUGUGAAAUAGUGUCUUUUGAUGGUAAGGUCCUUUACAGACUAAGCAAAUAAUGCUAUCUAUAAUAAUCUAAGCAACCAGUAAUAAUCUCAGUAAUCUGGUAAAUUCUUUUUCUUUAUAUUUUGCUGCCCAAAUCACAAGAUAGCAUGCUAUGACACCUAGGCAUUUCUAAAGACCUGGGGUUAGCUUUAGUCAUCAUUACUUUUCCUUCAUUCCAUUCUAAAGUGAGUAUAAAGGUCACACUGUAAUUCCUGCCAGCAAUUAACAAGUAGUAGUUGAAACCAUUCAAACACACCGAAAGCAGAUCACCAGACUCUGUUUCCUUAUUUCCCUGAUCAUGCUCUUUCAGCCUACUGAUGCAAAGCUCUGGCCACACUGACACCCUCAGUGCAUGUGUCCUCAGCAGUUAAGUAAUUUUUAAACCCAAUGUACAAUGAGAUUGCAUAGAUUUUUUUUUUUUUUUUUGAGUUUCUAAGGCAGAUGGUGGGGAAGCAGAGAGAAUCAGACUCAAAAGGUUAACACCUGCUAUCUGAUUUUUAAAGCUAAACAGCCAGUUAUCAUGGCCAGAGUUCACUGCAGAGGCAGUCUGAAGGGAAAAAUGGCAGAAAACUGUACAGGUGUAAGUAGAGAUAACAGGAAACAGUUAAACUCAGUCAAAAAAAAAGAAAUAUCAGCUGAGAUGCAAAAAUCUAUAGACAGCCUGGCUUCAGUCUGUCUGCUCUUCAAAGAAUUGCUUGUUCCAAAUACACAGAAACCACAUUUUUUACAUUUGAUAUGACUAUGCUUCUGCAUGAGAUACUUAGUAUUUUCUCUAUAUAUCCUUAGCUGGUUUUGAGAAAUCUAAAUGAACCAAUUAGUAGUUCUAUGAUUAACUGUAUCAUCAUGCUCUAUCACAGCACUCCAGUAUGAUUUUUUUUCUCAGUAUUGCAUAUCUUACACCUAUUGGUGUAGAACAGAGUUCUGCAGAAUUAUGUGCCUGUACUUCAUAAACAAAAUCAGUCAUAGAAGGGCUAAGGGCAAUGAUGGAAACAUUUUGAAAGCAGGAACUUGGCCAUAUGAAAGCAAGAAAGCCAAACUGAACAUAUCAGCUGUGCACAAAAGCAUUGCAUGAGAGAGAUCCAGACAUUACUAGAGCAUCAGUCACUUCUAGGCAAUUUUUUUCUUCAUACUGUGUUUUGUAGUAUGACUUAUUCUGUUAAUGAAACAGCAAUUGUUACACUUUUCUCUCUGAAGAUUAUUCACGUCCCUCAGACUGUGAAUGGACAAUGUAGAUCUGUGAGAUCCUAAAAGUAGCACAGGAAAAAGUCCAAUUCAUUGUCAUCUUUCUUUGCCACAGAAGAAAAAAUGCAAACACCCCCUUUAGUCAUUCUCUGUCUGGCCACAACUGAGGAGACAACAAAGUCAAACCUUUGCACAGUCACAUCUACUCCAUAUCCUAUGCACAACCUUGGUACCUCUUGAGCAGUUUACAGAAGCUCCUAAUGCCUUCCAGCUCUCUUUUCUAGGGAGGGAGAAAUGCAAUCUGAAUCCAUGAAGUUACGUGUGCCUGCAUGUUCUGAUCAAAAUGGCUCUUCCUCUGAGUCUGUGAGUAGCACAGAUGCUUUUUUAAAUUUACACAGCUGUUUUUUCAGUUCUGAAGUCACUUCCCUACCCUAAGUUAUGGAAAGUAAUUUGCUGCCACCUACCAGCACGGUACAAAGAUUUUGAGAGGAAGUGGAGGGCAUAUUCAGAUACAUUUAACAGUUCCUCUGCAGAUGUGUUUGAAGACUUUUAGGGUGGAGGGGCAUAUUCCCUUUCAUUUUGUCCUUAAUGUUUUCUCCUAAGUUUAACAGUGAAAGAGAGAACUCUUUAUUGCUUUACAGCUGAAAGAGCCACAACAUAUUGAUGGUGCUUCCAGAAAAAGCAUCAAAUGAUACUAUAAACCUUCAGACAGUAUUCAAUAUGUGACAUCAACUUUUUCAUAAGCAACAUAUUAUUGAAAUGCAAACCAAAUGAAGAGCAGGCUGGAAAACUAAUAUUUUUUCCAAAAUAAGAGCUGUUAAAAAAGCAUUUUAUGAUGUCAUGCUAAACCAAGAUGUAAAAGCAGAGAAGUUAUUUAUGGAUUCAGUUGCUAUUGUAGAAGAGCUUUCCAUGCACUUUCCCAUACAGCAGCAGGCUGCACAGAACUGCUGUAUGGAAUCUUUACUUUGUUUUCAAGACUGCAAAAAAAAAUGCACUGCUGAACCAAAGGAAAAUUAAACAGAUCCAUGCACCUUUGCCAAUACUACCAUCUAGGAUAACUCUGGAACACCACCUUUCCACUACUAGAUAUUUAUUUUCUAUUUAAUAAAAUUUUGUAAGGCUUUUAUUGUACAUACUAUUUAUAAGACUUUUCUUUCUAACAACUAUUACCUAUAUUGGAUAUUCUGAAACAUCUUCUUUUUCAUGUAGCUAUUCUCAUCCCUCACUAAAUAUAAAACAUGGAACUGUUCUGUAGGAACUAAAUGAACUCUGCUUGAUUCAGUACAUGAAGGACCAGCAAAGAAAUAUAACUUCAUUCCACCUUUUACAGAAUCCUGAUUCUAGAUUUCAGUGAAUCAGACCUGACUUGUUUGAAUUUUGGCAAAUUCUCUUCCUUCUUUUUCACUCAGGUUACGUCUAUGUUGUCUCUUAAUAUACUGCAAAUCAGACUGUAGUGAAGCUGAGAAUCUGUCUGAGAAGCUCUUAAAAAUUACAACUGAGGGUUUGAAAAAAUCCCAGAAUUAUGGACAUAGUAUGUUGAUAAAAUAACAAAGAAUGAAAGCAUGUAGUAAUAAACAGUCUCUGGGUAAUCACAGUGUUGAAUAAUCAAACUAUACUUUAUUUCAGAAAU